Molecule: messenger RNA, 322 nt
Organism: Prunus avium (sweet cherry)
Lineage: Eukaryota; Viridiplantae; Streptophyta; Magnoliopsida; Rosales; Rosaceae
Source: RefSeq, a predicted model, not a curated record
UCCCGCGUCAAUGGAGAACCGCAGUACUACCGAGGUUGCUCUUCCAUUGAUGGAGAACAACCGCCGUUUUAGUCCGGUGACUUGUGUUUUGAAGGUACAUUGUCCAGGUUGUCUUGACGAAGUAAGGGAAACGUUGGACAAAAUGAAAGGAGUAGAUGUCGUCUUCAGCUUCUCAAAAUAUGGAUCUGUUGAAUGGGAAGUAAAAAUUUUAGGUGAUAUAGAUCCACUCACAAUCACAAACACAAUAUUGACAAAAUACAAGAGAACAGUUACGCUUUCGGCCUACGAGGACUCUCGUCGUCCCCAAAAGAAACCAGCUGGG